Messenger RNA from Cuscuta epithymum, 1455 nucleotides. Lineage: Eukaryota; Viridiplantae; Streptophyta; Magnoliopsida; Solanales; Convolvulaceae. The record is from the annotation of a GenBank genome assembly.
UUUUAAUUAUGACUCCGCACUCCGUAAGCGCGACUCUAGUUUUGGGCACUACAUCAGAAAAUGAAUUUAGCUGUCGCCGCAUCAACAUCGACCGCCCUUCUCCUCUUCUGCCGCCGUCGCCUCUUCUUCCCAUCCCGCCUCAAAGCCCUAAUUUUAUCUUCAUACUCAAGCAGGUUGAACUGUAUGCCUACGUCUACAUCGGCGGAGGGUCCACUAUCGGAGUCCAAACUGGAGAAGCGGAACCCGAAUUCGCAGCCUUGGCUUAUCGUCGGCCUCGGAAAUCCUGGAAAACGGUUCAGUGGCACUCGCCAUAAUGUUGGUUUUGAGAUGGUGGAUACAAUAGCUGAAGCAGAAGGGAUAUCAAUGAGCAGUGUUUCUUUUAAAGCCCUCUUUGGCAAAGGUUUUAUUGGAGAGGUUCCUGUUAUACUCGCGAAGCCUCAGACUUUUAUGAAUUUAAGCGGUGAGUCUGUUGGAGCAAUUGUUUCAUAUUACAAGAUUCCUUUGAAGCAAGUUCUUGUGAUUUUUGAUGACAUGGAUUUACCUUUUGCAAAGUUGAGGUUAUUGCCUAAGGGUGGACAUGGAGGACACAAUGGGAUGAGGAGUGUGAUUGAUCGCUUAAAGGGAAGCCGUGAUUUCCCUCGUCUCAGAAUAGGAAUCGGAAGGCCUCCGGGGAGAAUGGAUCCUGCAAGUUAUGUUCUUCGUCCAUUCAACAGAGAAGAACGUGCAGAGCUUGAUUUCACAUUACAAAAUGGCUUGGAGGCAGUGAGAAUUCUAGUGCUUGGGGACUUCAACAGAAGCGCAACAUUUGUUAACAGUGCCAAACCAUUGCAACAAUUUAAAUAGUGCUCCUACCUAAACCAAUAUACUCAUAAUGUGGGUAGAAUUGUAGAAACCAAUGAAGGUUAACAUAUGCAGUUUGAGCUUGGGGAGCACCACGUUUGCAUUCAUUGGCAAAUAUACAAAUAUAUGGAGUAGUAAAGCUUGUGCUUGUGUCAAUGACCAUUUAAUUUUUUCUAAUAGUUUCAGUCAAUAACGAUUUCGGAGUAUCAUUGACUGUGCUGACCGUCCUGUUUCAGUCAACAAUAUCAGCACCAUUAAUAGUUGGGACCCUUAAUAGUUAAUGUGUAAAUGAUGGUAUGAUUUUACACGGUUCAUCUGAGAGUUGACCAUCUCAUUAGACGACACUUACACCGCGCUGCCUGAUGACCAGGUGAGUUAGCUGUGCAGGGAUCAUCAUUUCCCUCAAACAGUUGCACAUUUCCCCCCUCAAAGAGAUGCACAAAUACCACAAGUUCAGCAAAAAAUAUCAUCUGAUACUGUGUUCAGUGUUCAUUAGUUUAUUUAAAUGAAUUUCAAAUAGUACCUUGUUGUAAAGCACAAUACACAUACAAAUGAAAAAAGAUUGUUUCUUAACAACGUUUAGAUCUCUUCCAAACAAUUGUGACUUUGACAAUG